AUGUCGAAAGAAAAUCGAUUCGAGAGACUGAACCUACUUGACAAGCUGACCAGCAAGACCAGCAGUACAAACUUUGUUGCCAAGUAUGACCAGUGGCUUAGAAAGAACAGUCGUGGAGGCCUAGUGAGACCAGCCGAUAAAUUCUACCUUCUGGUGCGUGAACUGGAAAUCUCCACCAGAAAGAUUGUUGAUUUCAAUGACAUUCAUUGCGAGACAUUGAACACCUGCAAGAUGAAGGAACACAUGAUGGAUUCUUUCAUGGUGAAUCAUUAUCUGAAGGAACUGUUCCACGAUUGUGUAAACAAGUACCUCUCAGCACUCUUGGAGGAUAUCGUGAGUGUAUUUGUGAUUGUUCGUGGGUAUGCAGUGGCACGUGUGCUCCGCAAAAAACUUAGUGUGAAACAAGCCAAGCAGCCAGCCAAGCAGAGUGGCAGUCUGCGUCAGGUCCUAAAGCAGUGCAAUCUACAAAGAGCAUUUGACAAAGUCUGGAAAGAUGGCCUUCUUGUAAAACUCCAAAGAUUCGGCGUAAACGGAAGGAUGUACAAAUGGACCAACUCUUAUUUGAAAAACAGAAGAGCCAGGGUGAUGGUAGAUGGAAAAUUGGGAAAGAAAAUUCUUCUUAAGCAAGGAGUUCCCCAAGGAGGAGUACUGCCACCCACUCUAUUCAUAUUAUUUAUGAAUGACAUUGUAUCUGAAAUGCCAAACGGAGUAAACAUAGCACUAUAUGCGGACGAUCUAGUACUAUGGUGCUCCGAGGAAUACACAACCACAGCAAAAUACAGAAUACAAAAAGCGUUAGACAAAGUAGAGACAUGGGCAAGAGAAUGGUGUGUUACCAUCAACAGAGAAAAAACAACAGGAACUCUCUUCACACUAUCACGUAAACCUCAAAUCAUCACUCUUACCGUGGACGAUACUCAAAUCAAAAUGGAAGAACAGCAAACAUACCUUGGGAUAACUUUUGAUAAAAGAAUGACAUGGAAACAGCACAUAAUGUCAGCAGAAGCAAAAGCUAGGAGAAAACUUAACAUCAUGAGAAAACUGGCAGGCACAAGCUGGGGUGCAAAUGAAAUGGUAUUGAAAACUGUCUACCAAGGAAACGUCAGACCACAUCUUGAGUAUGGAUCUAGUGCCUGGUUAACAGCAUCCAAGAGUCACCUACAGACACUAGACAAAGUCCAAAACCAGGCAUUACGUAUCAUCACAGGAGGCAUGAAAUCAACACCAAUUGCAAGCAUUGAAGAAAUUACCAACAUACCACCUUUAAAUAAGAGAAGAGAGUGUAAAGCUAUGAUACAGGCCACCAAGUAUCAAUGCCUUCAGGACCAUCCAAUGAGCCAGAGAAUGAAACAACUAUCCUCUGGUAGACUCAAAAGAUCUAGUUUUGCAUAUGAGACUCGGGCACUACAGCGAAAACAUCAGGACGUUCUGCCAAAACUAGUUAAACCAAUAGAGAUCACACUUCCAGCUAGCCCCUGUGCAGAGAAAACAGGAAAUGUCACCAUCCACACCUCAGUCCCACAAAUCACUGCUAAAAAACGAACAAUCAGAUUUGGUCAAAAAAACGUUCACAAUCAAGUUUAUACAGACGGAUCAGCCAGAAAUGCAAUAACAGAAGGAGGAGCGGGCAUCUACAUCGAAUACCCUAACGGAAAAAAACAGUCAGAGGCAAUACCAACAGGCCUUCAUUGUUCAAACUACAAAGCCGAAGAAGAAGCCAUCACCCAUGCAGUACGCUCCAUCAGAGACAAGGCCAACAAAACAAGAAGUGUAGUAUUCCUGACAGAUGCCCUAUCUGUACUGCAAGCCAUUAACAACGGCAAACUUCCCGAACUUGAACAAGAUCUACAAAACAUCGAAUGCCUCCAAACAGCAUUACAAUGGAUACCAUCUCACUGCGGAAUCAAGGGAAACGAAAAUGCUGAUCUGCUAGCAAAGGAGGGAGCCAAACAACAGAAAUAUGAAAAACAAGUAAGCUUCUCAGAGAUGAAAACCAUCAUCACUUCACUAUACAGAACCCCUCAACAACAAGACAGCUAUCAUCAACUAGCUAGACUUGAGCAGACGACCAUCUUUAGACUUAAUACAGGAAACAACAGACUCAACCAACAUCUGCAUAGAGUCAUGAAAGUCAUACCAUCACCGAUGUGUCCAUGUGGAGAAGCUGAGCAGAAUACAGAACACCUCUUACAACACUGCAGAAUACACCAGGCACUGCGAAACAACACAUGGCCAACACCAACAACGCUACAAGAGAAGCUUUAUGGACCAGUGGAAGCCCUACAGAAAACCACCAGAUUUGUAGAGGAGACUGGGACUCAAGUGUGA
Saccostrea cuccullata (small rock oyster) is the source of this 2328-nucleotide messenger RNA. RefSeq lists its product as uncharacterized. The record is from RefSeq and is a predicted model, not a curated record. The coding region runs from base 1 to 2328 and encodes 775 amino acids. NCBI's taxonomy places the organism in Eukaryota, Metazoa, Mollusca, Bivalvia, Ostreida, Ostreidae. The transcript has 3 exons. Gene Ontology annotation, molecular function: nucleic acid binding; RNA-DNA hybrid ribonuclease activity.